AAAAGACCCGUUCCAAAACUGUAUCUGAGUUCGUAUCCAUCAACAUAGGUCUUUACCUUGGAGCUACAAUAACUCAAAAGUCGAUACAAGUUCUAUAAUCAGCAAACAUAAACUUUCCGGAACCUUUUUGCCGUUUAAAAAUUGCUUUUUAAAUCUUUAAAGUAGGCCUAGUAAGAUCAAAAUGGCAGAUACAGACCGAGACGAUUUUGAGAUGCGAAUCAAAGCAGAGCAAAAUAUGAUGUCAACUAAAGAUCCACUUGAGCGGAUUCGCUUAAGCUGCUUAUCGAGAGGCUGUGGUGGAAUCAAAGGGUUUGGCAGACAGUUUAGAAUCAUGGAUGAUGACAGAAGUAAAACACUAAACUUCGAAGAAUUUUUAGAAGGCAUCCACGACUACGGCCUUAAGUGUAACCGCGAUGAUGGAAAGGAAUUGUUCGAUCGUUUCGACAAAGACAAGAGCGGUAGUAUCAGCUUCGACGAGUUCAUAGUUGCAUUAAGGCCUCCGAUGUCAGAGGCAAGAAUGAAUAAAAUCAAAGCAGUAUUUCAAAAGCUCGAUAGAACAGGUGAUGGGGUGUGCACAGUGGCUGAUAUCAAAGGAGUGUACAACGUUAGAUAUCACCCAAAGUACCAGAAUGGCGAAUGGACAGAGAAAGAGAUCUUGCAGAAUUUUCUUAAAAGUUUCGACAGCAAGAACGACCCUGAUGAAAAGGUCACAUUAGACGAGUUCAUUGACUACUACAGCGGUGUGAGUGCUUCCAUCGAUGAUGACAACUACUUUGCGCUGGUUAUGAAUAACGCCUGGAAACUUUAGAUCUAUUAGAAAUUUCAGGGGAUGUCAUCUCAGCGGUCGUUCGAUAUACCAUGUGUAAUUGUUUGCGAUUGAUUAGUUAGCGAUACACGUUAUCAUGUAAAAUUAAAUAUUGCUUUGUUGUGAUGUGGAAAAUAAUAAUGGUCCUCGAUAAUUUAAACUUGUAUGUGGACUGCAAUUAAAGAAUAUUCUUAAGUAUUUAGUAGCCUAUAUGACGUCAUGAUAACUUCAGGACUGGUAACAUAAUUUUAACCAAAUUAAGAAUCAGAUUUUAAUGUUUUCUGAUUUCAAUCAUCACUAACUCAUGCUUGGUGAUAAAAACAUUAUUCACAGGGUUAAAGUAAAAGCGCUUAUGGUACAAAGGUUAGACUCAUAGCUUGUACAUAUACGUCCCGAUCGUAGUUAAUCUGUCAUAGGCCUUUAUUGAGCUAUUAUUCGUCCUUUCAUGCAUGCAAUUCCGACCACUUUAGUAUUUUAUAUCUACGACUCCUGGUAUAAUCCUACUUUUGGAGUCUUUAGAAAGUCGGCUUUACCCACCAGAACCAGAAAGAAAUUUAAACAUUCUCCCAUAUUAAAAUAGUUUCCAAAUAAACACUAUCUGAUAUAUUAAUGAUAUUAUAAA
Anneissia japonica is the source of this 1427-nucleotide messenger RNA. Its product is annotated as calcyphosin-like protein. The record is from RefSeq and is a predicted model, not a curated record. The coding region runs from base 182 to 808 and encodes 208 amino acids. The transcript is spliced from 5 exons. Gene Ontology annotation, molecular function: calcium ion binding. NCBI's taxonomy places the organism in Eukaryota, Metazoa, Echinodermata, Crinoidea, Comatulida, Comatulidae.